Pungitius pungitius (ninespine stickleback) is the source of this 1580-nucleotide messenger RNA. It is a transcript of the gene rhbdl1, whose product is annotated as rhomboid, veinlet-like 1 (Drosophila). Gene Ontology annotation, molecular function: serine-type endopeptidase activity. The coding region runs from base 455 to 1573 and encodes 372 amino acids. The transcript has 8 exons. The record is from RefSeq and is a predicted model, not a curated record. NCBI's taxonomy places the organism in Eukaryota, Metazoa, Chordata, Actinopteri, Perciformes, Gasterosteidae. Gene Ontology annotation, cellular component: membrane.
AGAGAGGAGUCAGUGCGAUGGGAUAGAGGAGGAGGAGGAGGAGGAGAGUGAAUGAGAGCUGCUGGUCCUGCCUUCGCCCGUCGUCUGCUGAAGCCGGGUUUCACCGCCACGCUGCACCGAGCGGAGACACGGCCCACUUGGACACCCCGUCCACACUCGGCGUGCCACACAGCGCCGGCUGUUCUGACUGCAGCGACGCCGCCAGCUCGGAGGGACACAAAAAAAAAAAAAAAAAGAGGGCUCACCAGGCUUUCUCCAUCACCAAAGGAGGGGGGGGGGGGGGAAACGCAGCGGCAAGCGAAGGGGCCUGGCGUUACUAUUUAGGCACCAGCUGCUUCCUCAACCAGAUCCCCCUCCGCCUUACCCCAUCCUUGACCGCCGCCACCUCCGCUCCUCCCUUGCUCCCCCCUAUGCCCUUGUCCUCGGCGGCUCCUCUCCCCUCCCUGGCCAGUAUAUGGAGAGAAGCUCCCUGUUUCAGCUCAUACAAGAGCAGCUGGACCCAGACAACACCGGUUUCAUCGCAGUGGAGAACUUCACCAGCUUGGUGGAGCACCAUGAGCUGCAGCUGGACCCGUCCAAACUGGACAUGCUGCUAGCGCUGGUGCAGAGCAAUGAAGAGGGGCAGGUGUGCUACCAGGAGCUCAUCGAGCUGAUGAGCAGCAAGCGCUCCAGCAGCUUCCGCCGGGCCAUCGCCAACGGACGCCGCACGCUGCAGAGGGAGAUCCUGCUGGACGAGACGGGCCUGGGUCUGUACAAGCGCUUCGUCCGCUACGUGGCCUACGAGAUCCUGCCCUGCGAGACGGACCGGCGCUGGUACUUCCACCAGAACCGCCUGUGCCCCCCACCUGUCUUCAUCGCCGUCGUCACCAUCGUGCAGAUCAUCGUGUUCAUGUGCUACGGCAUCAUGCUGAACAAGUGGGUGCUGCAGACCUAUCAGCCCGACUUCAUGAAGAGCCCCCUGGUCUACCACCCCGGCCACCGCGCCCAAGUGUGGCGCUUCUUCAGCUACAUGUUCAUGCACGUGGGGUUGGAGCAGCUGGGGUUCAAUGCUUUGCUGCAGCUGAUGAUUGGCGUUCCUUUGGAGAUGGUCCACGGCAUCUUACGGAUCAGUCUGCUCUACAUGGCAGGAGUGCUGGCCGGCUCGCUGACGGUGUCCAUCACCGACAUGCGCGCCCCGGUGGUGGGGGGCUCCGGAGGAGUCUACGCUCUGUGUUCAGCGCACCUGGCCAACGUCGUCAUGAACUGGGCCGGGAUGCGCUGUCCCUACAAGCUGCUCCGCAUGAUCCUGGCGCUGGUCUGCAUGAGCUCAGAGGUGGGCCGGGCCGUCUGGCUUCGCUUCUCCCCCCCGCUGCCCUCCUCCGGGCCCCAGCCCAGCUUCAUGGCCCACCUGUCGGGGGCCGUGGUGGGCAUCAGCAUGGGGCUGCUGAUCCUGCGCAGCUACGAGGAGAGCCUGCAGAAACAGUGCUCCUGGUGGGUCAUCGUCUUCUCCUUCAUCACCUUUCUCCUCUUUGCCAUCUUCUGGAACAUCUUUGCGUACGAGCUGCUGGGGGUGCAGAUACCCCCGCCUCCCUGAUGGAGGC